AUGACAAGAUCCGAAUUCACAACAAUGAGUUUCCCAGAGCCAUUUGUCAUUGGUCUUGACUUUGGCUCCGAUUCGGCGCGGGCUGUUCUUGUUCGGGUAUGCGAUGGAAAGGAGGUUGCUGUGGCUGUGGAGCCGUAUCGCCGUUGGAGCGAUGGCAAAUACUGCGAUCCAUCAAAAAACCAAUAUCGUCAUCAUCCUUUGGAUUAUAUUGAGGCCUUGGAAAUUGUUGUUUCUCGGGUCUUGGACCAAGGACCACCUGAGGUAAGAAAUCAUGUUGUGGGGAUGGCAUGCGAUACCACAGGCAGCACACCAUGUUUUGUGGAUGAAAAAGGUGCUCCACUGGCCCUUCAGGAAUUGCUUUCAGAGAACCCGAACGCAAUGUUUAUUCUUUGGAAGGAUCACACUUCGGUAAAUGAGGCAAUGGCAAUAAAUGAUUUGUGCAAGAAAUCUUUGGUGGAUUACACAAUGUACUCGGGGGGGACUUAUUCUUCAGAGUGGUUCUGGUCCAAGGCUCUGCACGUGCUCCACCAUGACAAAGCUGUUCGGGAAAAGGGCUACGCCUUGUUGGAGUUAUGUGAAUGGAUUCCUGCACUUUUAACAGGGGUUUCUUCUUAUGCUGAAGUGGUAAGAAGUCG
Trypanosoma cruzi is the source of this 635-nucleotide messenger RNA. RefSeq names its product L-ribulokinase, putative. The record is from RefSeq and is a predicted model, not a curated record. The annotation marks the transcript as partial. The transcript has a single exon. Lineage: Eukaryota; Euglenozoa; Kinetoplastea; Trypanosomatida; Trypanosomatidae.